CCUCAGAAAAGCAGAGCUGAGCAGCAGAGGGCUCAGUUCCCUCAGACGCUCGCACAGCACAGGACAGCACACUGCAGGGACUGGUAGCUCACAAGCCUGUGGACUGCUGAAGGAUACAGAAUGCAAAUGAAUAUUUGUAUUUGGACAACAGUAAAAACAUACUGUUUUGACGUGACUGGGAGGGCUUUAGAAUUCUAAGCUGGCUAAACCAAGUUUAAUCUUUUAGCAGAAGAUACUGAAGUGAUUGAGAUUAUCCCCAUUUACAUUAGAGAAAGGCUCUGUGCUGCUGAAGAGUUUGCUGUCACUGAAUUGUACUAACAUUGCAGAGGACCAAGUUUGAAAGGAUUAUACAAAUGAACCGGAGACACAAAAGAGCCAGCGUGAUGUUCGGCUGGCAUAAAACAUUCACUAGUCUGGCUCCAUGGAGAAAAGGGAAAAAGGAUAUGCCGUUGGAGAGCGAAGUGGUGCUGACCAAGAUGAAGAUCCUAACGAAUAACAUCCAAGCAGAGUUUGUGAGUGCUGAAGAGUCUCUCGCCAACGACUCCAUUGCAGAGUCAGACAUGCCCUCAGAGAGCCACGAGGAGCCGCACUCUCUACCAGGGCAAAGUCAGAACAAGCCCGGCUAUUUGACACCAUAUUCUGACCUCAGCACUGAGGAAUCCAAAUGCAGCAGGCUGUCCAAGCUGUUCAAAUUUGAAUCGGAGGACUCUGGUGUGGAGCUGCCUAGUGGAGCCAAUUCCCCGUCUACUCCUACAGGCUCGGAGCAGAGCUUCGUAGUCCACAGCAGGGGCUCCUCUUGUGAUUCUGGGGAUCUGAGCACUUCUCCUGCCUCCGGUCCAGUCAUGGACCACAUAUUCCUGCUCAGCAAGUGCCCAGAGAUGGAGGAGACAGACAAUUCUGUUCAGCAAGCAGUCAGGGAGAAGAAUAUGGAGUCCAGUGAGCCUCCAAGCUCUGAAAAUACCCCAACUGACUUCACUGAACGCCAGAAAACAGGUGGUUCUUUUUUUAACCACAGCCAUGAGAACAUUGUUGAGGAGACAGACAAGGAUGUGGAAGAGGCUUCUAGACUGGAGGUUCCUACAGAAAUUCCCAUUGAUGAUACCAGGCCAGUUAGCAGUGGAUUCAGGGAGGCUUUUGAUGAUAUGACGGAAGGUGAUCUUGAGGAACAGCGGUUACAGAAGUAUUCCACUAGUGACAGUCUGGAUGAAUACAUGGACGAGUGCUGUAGGUUAAGUGAGGUAAACCAGGGGAAGGUGAAGGCGCUCGGCUCUGGCCUGGGAUACCUAGAGCAUAUCUGCCAGCUCAUUGAGAAGAUCGGCCAGCUCCAGGAGCACAACCUCAAACUCCAGAAACAAAUCUGCGGCCUACACAAAGAGAGCAGGAUGAAGCAAACGAAGGAGGAGUACUUCUUGCAGCACUGUUCCUGUGGAGCGGCCACCUUGGCAUUUCAGGAGCUGAAAAGACAUUCGAUUCACAGGAGUGAGUUCCACAACCUGACGCCGUCCAACAGCACCCUGUCUGACCUGUCAACAAUACCAGAAAUAGCCAGAAGGCCUGACAGGUUGAGGAAGAAAGGGACUGACGCACAAGCAGAGCCGGGACAUAAUCCCCUGGCAUCUGUACUGAGGAGGAGUCGAAGGAGCUGGGUGGAGACUGACCGGUGUGACAGUGAGGAGGCCCUGACCAGCACCCUCCCUCAGACCCAGACCAUGAGACGGAGUGAAAAUCACCACUGGGGAAAAGUCAAGGACUUGGUGAAGAAGACAAAGCUUAGAAACCAGAGCAGACUGGGGCUGUCAUCCAACGCACUGAAGAGAUCCUGCCCACAGCUCUACAGGCCCGAUCUGGGAUCAGCUGACCUGCCAAGGAGAGACAGAAACUCCAUGAUCGCACUGGGGAAUAAACAUGAAUACCUCUGGCCUCACUAAGCCAAACAUGCAGGAGUUCUGGGCAGUGAACGUAAGAUGUGACAAGGCUGGACGGAGUGUGUCUGGGAUAGGGGCUUGCUGAAGAAGAUGGGAAAUGGAAGAGAGAAGAGGUCUUUUGAAGGACGAUAAAUAUGCACUACAGUUACAAAAUAGCAGGCUUUCCAAAUGGUGUUACAAUGUGAGAUAAUGAAUCACUGAUCCGUACCGUUUUAUAAGUGGACUUUACUGAUGAAAAUAAAAAGGGAAACAAUGGCAAUA
Molecule: messenger RNA, 2186 nt
Organism: Acipenser ruthenus (sterlet)
Lineage: Eukaryota; Metazoa; Chordata; Actinopteri; Acipenseriformes; Acipenseridae
Exons: 8
Coding region: 354-1928 (524 amino acids)
Source: RefSeq, a predicted model, not a curated record